Molecule: messenger RNA, 1478 nt
Organism: Protomyces lactucae-debilis
Lineage: Eukaryota; Fungi; Ascomycota; Taphrinomycetes; Taphrinales; Protomycetaceae
Exons: 1
Coding region: 144-1349 (401 amino acids)
Source: RefSeq, a predicted model, not a curated record
AAACGCGAAAGAGUCGCCAGCAACGACAUCAACAGUGAUCAACUCCGUGUGGAGCUGCAUAAGGGCUAGCGAGGCAAGACUGCAGCUGCUCGCUUGCCAAGCGAUGCUUUAAACUUUAAUACAUUUAUACCUCCCUAUAAAUCAUGUCUACUUCAAGCGAGACGACUUCCGCCGGAUCAAGCGUGGCUUCACCGCCUGCUUCUGUAUACCUCAGAUCUACUUCAAGCGAGACGAACUCUCUCGAGUCAAGCGGGGCAACACUGCCUGCUAAGCCCAUCAAAAGACGGCGCCGCUACAAACAAAGCGCCUGGCGCUGCGAAAAGUGUCGACUUGCACACAGACGCUGCAUACACGAUCGGCCUGAUGCACCUCCUCUUCCUUCCGUGCAGCAACCUUCUGAAGAGGGGAAAACUAUCCAAGUAGCAAUCUUGCCAAAGCAGGAAGAUCUCUCCGCCACGCGCAUCCAAGAUCCGAGCACGCUUUCCUGUUGUCCCAUCAUUGCAACAAACAGAGAAAUGACGGAACUGGCCACCUCCUUAUUCUCAGUGCCGCCGAUGGACGCAAAAUUCUGGCGCUCAAACACGCCAGACUUGCUCGAUAAUUCCCCUGGCUUCAGAUUUGCCAUUACGGGCUUCUACCUGCUACAUCGCGGCCUACAGGAAGACAAGCGUACGGCGCUCGAGUACAUCCAAGCUGCAAUCGUUCGACUACGUUCACGGUUUGAGUCGGAAGUCAAUGCUCAAGGCUUUGUCCUCUGUCUGACCUUUUUUUUGGCCAUGAGCAGUUUUGCAAUGCAGGAGCCUGUGGAACGCUUUGCCCUCCAUAGCAAAGGAGCACGUUCCAUUGUCAUGGGCUACUUCAAACAGCUCACCUUGCCGCCUUUUUUGGCUGGAUUGCUUCGCGAAGAAAACAUCCGCCCCGUCAUCACACAAGAAGCCUACAACAAGCACAAGCCUGAGAUGGAGCCAUUUGAGCGGCUAUUCCCGACUGUUAACUUUUGCAAAGAUUGGUACGAUGGCAAUAUUGUGGAUCUUGUCAGUAUCAUGUUUGAUGCUGCAUCGCUCAUGGAUUCUGCAACACUACAGACUUUGACAGCUUCUGUCGUCUACAACAUCAUUCAUCGCUUACAUCGGCAUCAAGCAGUACAGCACGAAUUUGACUUACAACAAUCUCUAUUGGCGCAGCUCACGGAAGAAAGUAUUUAUGUGAUUUGCAUGCAUCAUGCGUAUCGGGAUAGGCGCAUUCCUGUCACUUUGGUGGAUGGCUUACGGACAAAAGUGCGUCUCGCGGAGAGAACAAUCGGGCAGGUGCCUUUCGUUUUGCGAGUGCUGCAAGCUGUUGAAUGCUAGGUCAGGGCUUCUGAGCUUGUCAAGCUAUAGCUACACUGUGUCAAGAUUGCCGGUCUGUGUGACAUUGUGUCAUGGACCCAUGGUCCACGGUCCAUGGACUUGAUGUCCAGGACUCCAGGCCCAUGGUUC